Arctia plantaginis is the source of this 726-nucleotide messenger RNA. The record is from the annotation of a GenBank genome assembly. Lineage: Eukaryota; Metazoa; Arthropoda; Insecta; Lepidoptera; Erebidae.
AUGCCUAAUCCAUCAGAUCAUGAACUACAUUCUACUCCAAGUCAGCACUCACUCCACACGCUUACGGAUUCUGAUGAAGAACAACUUGAAAAUGAGGACACAGAUGAAGAGACCGAGGAGGAGGCUGAUCCCACAAAGACGGCUGGACCGUCAAAGGACGUUGAACCUGAAAAGAGCGCUACGAAGGAGGACAAACCCGCAGUUAAUGCUGCUACCUACUCCAAAUAUGUCGACCCUUUGAAGACGGGAGCUGAAUUUGUUGCUGCUAAGUACAAAGAGAAAAAGGCAAAAGAAAAAGCGGAAAGAGAAAAAGAGGAAAGAGAAAAACAGGCAAAAGAAAUAGAGGAAAGAGAAAUAGAGGAGAGGGAAAAACAGAAACAGGAAACAGAAAAUCAGACGAAACCUUCACCGACUCCUGAGACCCCAAGACCGCCAGGCCACCGACCGUCACUAGAUAAUCCAACAAUACCACCACAUCAAGCAGGACAUGGGUAUCAUCCACUGGCAACAUCACCGCAUUUUCCGGUGUCACCGCCACAUCACGCAGGACAUGGGUAUCGUCCACCGCCAACAGCACCAUAUCACUCACCGCAACCCCUUCCACAAACAGCAGGUCCCUCCCCUCAAACAGCGAAAAAGGGAAUAGCCGGCUGCAUUGCGGCUUUUCUUGCUACUGCGGCUGCCAUAUGUUUUUGCUGCGUUAAAGAAAAUAAGGAUGAUAAUUAA